UAAAUCGAGAUACAGUAUUGAACGUUACUUCUUUGACGUAAAUUUGCGAAUACGCGCAUCAAAGUGUUUAUUCAGUGGAAUUGUGUUAUAUCUUGUGGUCUUUAAUUUAAUUAAAAGACAAUGGAAUCACCUGUAGUAUUAGACAAGCCGCCGGAGUACCACGGUGAUAGGGGGUUUCCGUUUGAGGAGGAGGAAGGCUCGGGCGCGUGGAGCGAGCUAGCGGCGCGACACCCCGACAUCGCGGCGCGGCUGCGGCAACGACCCGCCACCUGGGCCAGGAAGCGCCGACCCUCCAGCAACGACGCUACUGACGAUUUUGGCGACAACUUCAGCGGCUUCGACAGAUUCCCCUUCGACGAUAUACCUCCCGAGUUCAGAGAGCACUUUCCGUCGCACUGGAACCGCAGGUUCAGCUCUCGCGACGAACAACCACAACAGCAGACGCCCGCUUCGCCAACUCAACCACAGCAACAAACGACCGCCACACAGACUGAACAGACCCCGACGCACAGCGAACACGAGCAGCAAACCCAGAUACCACAGUACGGACUCAGAAACACAGUAGACCUAGGGCAGAAGAGUCCCGCCGACCCGAGCUUGGUCGAUGCGGACGAUAGGACACACCGAUCUAUGUCAGCGCCCCCAGACACACCUAAUCAAACAAAGAUGAGUGGACACAAUCACCAGGAGCAGACCCAUCAGCCUCACGGAGAGACCCAGUCUAAUGUCCGACACAUACCGAUAUUCGUAGAAGGCCGCGACAAGCCAGUCAUCAACAAGUCAGUGGACCACGGCACACACUUUGGAGAGGCUAAGCCACAGUAUGUACCUCCUCCACCUCCGCCGCACGUCGACAGGGAUCAGUAUUUCGCGGACGAUGUUAAUUUCCAUCCACCGCCUAAUUUCUCACGUUCCUUUGGCACGCCUUUUAAUAAGACUUAUAGACAAGGACCUCAACCUUUUGUACAGCAAAAGGCAUACCCACAAACGGCGUUUGCCCGUGGUGCCUCUCCCCAGAGAUCGCAGUCUCCCAAACCUGCCGACGAGCACUUCGUUAAAGUCCCUGUUCAUCACGAAACACCAAAAGCUGAGCCUCCGUCCAGAGCGCAAAAAUCACCCCAGCAACAUCAACCUCCACCGCCAAAGUCUCCUCAACAACACCAGCCUCCGCCACCGAAGAGCCCACAGCAACAACCUCCACCUCAACGGGAACAAACUCCUCCGCAGCCUAAAACUCAACAACCAUUAUCCAAUGAUCCCAUAACACAAAUUCUCAGUAUUCAAACCGACGUUCUUAACCUUAUGACUGAUGUUGAGAAUUUUACUGGCACCAAAAAAGACAAAAGAUAUUUGUUUCUUGACGAGAUGCUCACAAGGAACCUCAUCAAGUUAGACAAUAUAGAAACAGAUGGCAAGGAAAACAUCCGACAGGCGAGGAAGGAAGCAAUCAAAUGCAUCCAAAAAUGUAUAGCAGUCUUAGAAGCCAAAGCGGACAGUUCGAACCAACAAAGAAAGGCACAGCCCGAACAGGAAACACAAGUGCAAGAUGAAUGCCAAUCCCAUGACGUGGAUAUGAAAGAGAACACACAGAACGAUCAGACCACGGAAAUCCCUGCCCAGCCGAUCGUUGAGAACGGUGAAGUGGAAAUGGACGAGGCCACCAAAGAUAAACCAGCCGAACCACAGACGGCUGCAGCAGUUCCGCCACAAACAGACAACACCGAAGAGGCUAAUGUAGAAAAUCAAGCGGCCGAAUCAGCUGUAGCGGUAGAGAAGGAUGAUAAACAAGAAGUUGUAAAAGUUGAGGCGCAAGAGAAAAGUGAAGAAGUAAAGCCAGAAGAUGCAAAUGCAUCCGGCACAAUGAAUCCGGCAGAAACACAACCAUCUGCGGCCGACACACGACCCGAAGACAACAAAUCUACUGGAGGUGACGCAGAGAAGAAAGAAGACAAGAAGUCUACUCCGAAAAAAGUAACCAAAACAGUAAAAAAACGAGACAAAAGUAAAGAUAAGAAGGAUGCCCCUAAAGAUAGCAAUAAGGAAGAUAAAAUAGAAGCAAAUAGUGUACUGAACCCGGAGCCGAUGUCUGUCGACGAGAAAGGAGACAAGACGGACUCCCAAGUGAUGGAUGUAGAUGGUGCUGCUAGUCAAUAAAUAUAGUGUGGAUUAGUGAAUAUCUCCUUUAGAUACACAUUUGGCAUUCGUUAUCAGCCUGCUUCAUGUUUGUGCCUCUAUAACACGUGUUGAAAUUGUUUACGUUUGUACAUUAUACGUUUUUAUUUUAUUUUAAUGCAAAUGUGUAAAGCGAUUUAUGUCGUAUUGGAUUUAAAAAUGGUCUCGUGUUGAGUCCUAAAUAAUAUUUAAUUUAUUGUAAUUAUCAUUACGGAUAACACAAUUUUCUCAAUAAAUGAUGAGUACACAAAUUC
Bombyx mandarina (wild silkworm) is the source of this 2426-nucleotide messenger RNA. It is a transcript of the gene stv, whose product is annotated as BAG domain-containing protein starvin. The record is from RefSeq and is a predicted model, not a curated record. Lineage: Eukaryota; Metazoa; Arthropoda; Insecta; Lepidoptera; Bombycidae.